AAAAAAAAAAAAACAUUAGAAACUUUUUGUACAAAUAAUUAAAAAACUUUUAACUACAAAUAUAUAAACAUAUUUGUUAAAUUUCAAAAAUAUAAAAAGAAAAUUUUAUUCCUGUCUUUCCACUCAAAGCUUUUUCUCUGCAUUAAAUUAAUCAAAUUAAUUUUCUCACGAUUUAAAUUAUGAGUACCCUUUUUCACUUUCCAACGUGAAUCUCCACCGCCAUAGGGCACCGCGCAUCUCGCCUAUCGACCGCUGACGCAACUCUCAAGCUGUGUGAUCGAGCACGGCUCAUUUUCCCUUCCACUUACGAUGCGGCCGCCCGUCGCGAACGACAUUCGCACAUACCGAAACUGUUCAGAAAAAGUUGUCGGAUACAUUCAAUCGCACUGAAAGUUUUGCAUGAGUAACGUCAGCAUUCUGAAACUGGCAAAAUGCUGUCGAAUACAUUCAAGUACACUGAAAGUUUAGAGGCUAAUUCGGACUCAUAGAGAUACAUAUCUCAGCUAUGUUGUGAUCUGUGAGUGAAAUAGAAUAACGCGUAGUGAAGUUUUACACGUGGACGACUUCGUAAUGGAGCACAGUCUGAAUGUGCAAGAGGAAGAACUUUUGAUAGACGGCGGAAAAGGUCAACGUGGCAUGGAUUCUCCGUCACUGGACGAGGGGCAAGAGCUGGGGUACUUCAAGGUAUGGCUGCUCAUUUCGCAGCUGUUGGGGGUCAUCUGCAUCGCCCUCGUCUCUGCCUGGUGCGGGCAGUACCUCGGCGGUUUCGCCUGGCAGUCGCAGCCUGCCCUGCAGUUUAACUACCACCCUUUCUUCAUGGUGCUGGGGCUGAUCUUCUGCUACGGAGACGCUCUGCUCGUCUACCGCGUAUUUCGCAACCAGCGCAAACGAACCCUGAAGUUACUGCAUCUGGGUUUACACACAUUAGCCUUCAUAUUCGCCAUUGUAGCCCUGAAAGCUGCGUUUGAUUCCCACAACCUGGCUAAAGUCCCUAUUCCUAACCUCUACUCUGUACAUAGCUGGCUUGGUAUCACUGCUGUUGUCCUCUUUGCCAUGCAGUAUCUGUUUGGAUUCGUGGCUUUUCUAUUUCCUGGAUUGACAAAGAUCUGGCGGGCGAAGUACCUCCCUGUACACGUGUUUUUUGGACUAUUCAUUUUCGUUAUGUGCGUUGCAGCAGCUCUCAUGGGAAUCACGGAAAAACUUAUCUUUAGCCUAAAUAGUACCUACAAGGAGAGACCUACACCAGCUGUAAUUGGGAACCUCUUGGGCUACUGUCUGAUCUUCUUUGCCCUGCUAGUAGUGUACUUGGUGGCCACACCGCAGUUUCGAAGGCGUCUCCUGCCAGAAGAGGUCCAACUGCAACUCGAACAACACUCGCCUCACUAAGGGCCCCCUCGACGAUGAGCGUCACUCCUUGGAGUAUAUGUCCCGGCUUAGUUCUCAUUUGACGUUCCAUUCGAGUGCCUUGCUGAAAGGAUGCUCUGUUUCCUGGAGUCGGGAAAAUGAAAAGCUUGAGGGUUUCGACGGAAGAUAUUGCAGCCGAUUGCUUUCAUUGGUUUACAUGCUAUUCUAUGCUGAGGGAAUAGUUUCGAGUUGAAAUUGCACCAUUUUGUGUUCUUUUUUUAAAUUGUGUGCAAUACUUGUUUAUAAUGUUUUGUGGAUGUUAAUGUGUAUGAACAAGCUUGUGUAGUCUUUGCAAAACUUUUGUCUUAUUUAUUAAAGCUUAGAGUUACAA
This is a messenger RNA of Uloborus diversus, 1735 nucleotides long. RefSeq names its product transmembrane ascorbate-dependent reductase CYB561-like. The transcript has 5 exons. Bases 571 to 1386 code for a protein of 271 amino acids. The record is from RefSeq and is a predicted model, not a curated record. NCBI's taxonomy places the organism in Eukaryota, Metazoa, Arthropoda, Arachnida, Araneae, Uloboridae. Gene Ontology annotation, molecular function: oxidoreductase activity.